CAAAAUUCAGGCACUCGUCACCAAAUAUUUGGGAUAAAAUCCGUAUAUGUUCUUAAAUGUACUACACGUGCAUUUAACGGUCAUACCUUUGAAAUGUGUAAAAGGAAUAAUAUGUUUGUCGAAAAUGUUUAAAGCAAUCCGGACGUUAACGCAAGUCGGUCUUUACUUUGAAAGGGUAAGCGGAAGUAGGAGUGUGCUGGCAGGCGCCAGUCGGCAAAACUGUCGCAAAAGUAGCUGUGCGAAUGCGCUGCUAACUGACUGACUGGCAACUAGUUGGAGGACUUGGACGCGGACGCCUCGCGAGCUUGUAAAGUAACCGGGGGCCGAACGCGAUGGAGGUGGACAAGAUGGACGAGAACGACUGGCGGUACCACGGCGAGGGCAACAAGAGCCUUGUGGUCUCCCACGUACAGACGGCCGAGCAGGCCUUCAGGCAGAUCCAGAACAUCGUGGACUUCAGCUCCAACGUGAUGAGCGGCCUGCUGGGCGACAAGUUCGUCCACAGCGGAGAAGUGGUCAAGCUGCCGAUGGAGUUCGUGCGUCAGCUGUCAAUCAAAGUUCAACACCAGCGGCCCGCGUGGCGGCGCGACAAAGUGAUGGACAUCUACAGCGGCUGCGCCCUCUGCCUGCCCAACCUGACCUCGCCCGCCCCCCCGCUGCGCUCGCACACGCCGCCGCUCUGCGUGGAAAUCAAGCCCAAGUGCGGCUUCCUGCCGUCCGCCGAGCACAUCGGCAGAGACGUCAAGAGCAAAGUGUGUCGCUUCUGCAUGCACCAACACUACAAGGUGGCCAACGGGCGCUGGAAGAGACGCAGCCUGUACUGCCCACUGGACUUGUUCUCGGGGAGCGGACAGAGGAUGCACUUUGCCGUCCGGCAGCUCAUAGAAGAACCGCAGAACAACUUCAAAAUCUUUAAGGGGGGUCAGUGUAUAUACAGCGGCCACGGCGGCUGCAGCGAGGACUCGUCGGACCUGAACUCACUGCUGUACCACCUCCAACCUUACUUCCUGUACAGCAACAACCGCAUCCACACUCACGUGAGCGGCAAAGCCGUCCUCGGCGACUUCAUCCAGGUGCUGGUGAACGCCCUGCUGAACGGCGGCGGCGGCGUAGGAGGCGGCGGGGUCGUGACGGACCGACGGGUAGAGGCUCGGAGUUUCUGCGAGGCCAGUCGCUUCAACAAGGAGAGAAGUCGACACGGCUCUCACGGUUUACCCGGCGACAGCGUUCUGUCCCGCAUCCUCCAGACGCAAAUGUUGGACAACUUGAACAUCGAAGGCCUUUAUCCCCUCUAUCGCCGAGUGGAGCAACACCUGCGCAAAUUCCCAAAAGAGAGAAGUCGUCUGCAGGCGGACGGUCCGUACAACGAGGCGUUUCUUGAGCGUCUGCGCAAAUGUCCCGCCGAGGACGACGGCUCGCUGGACUUUGCCGUGUCCAAGGUGCAUCAGUACCGCGUCGCCAUGACGGCCAAGGACUGCUCCAUCAUGGUCGCCCUCGUGCCCUGCGGCGACGACCUCCAAGACGACGACGAUGUUUUGUGCGGUCAGCGUCGCCUGCGGGACUUCCUGUCGUCGAGACCGCCCACCUUCUCCUACUCUGUGUCCAUCCUGGACCUGGACCCCAAGCCCUUGGACAGCAUCCCGCUGCAGCUGGGCCUGGACCACAAGAUCGUGUCGUGCUACACCAGGACGCUCUCGGCCGCUCAGGCCGACCGAGACGACUGCACCACGCUGCUCUUCAGGCCCGUCUGACGCCCGGGCGGGUGCCGUCGCCUUUGUUGCGCGUCGCGGAAGCCGCUUCCUGCUCUCUUCUGCCUUCACUUUCUGUUUGUUUUGACUUCGGAAGGUCGGGUGGCAAGUUUGUCUCCUUGAAUGGACGGCGCCCGGUUCCCUGGCAACCGUUUUGGCCGUCUCCGUGCCGACGCUGCUUACCUGGAUAGUGCCAAGAGAGGCGGGUAAUGAUGAUGUCAUUUCCUGAAUGUAUGCGGGACCUUUGCCAAUCUACUGAGGAACCGGAACUCCUUUUUAUUUGGACUAAUAUGAGCACGUGUGUGUGUAUACGUGCAUGUAUGUCUGCGUGUGAGCCCGUUUCACGUAGAGAUCCUACAUUGUGGUCCUGAGCCUGUUUCACACAGAUUUUGCAUUAGAGCCUUGGGGGGUGGGGGCGGAUUGUUGCAAUGAGGCAGUUUCACACACGAGGUGUGCAUCAGAGCUGGAACUUUGUCCUGUUUCACACAGAGAUUCUAUGUUAGGGCCUUAAACAAAUGAAUAACAUUGUCAUCAGUUUCACACAGAGGCGAAUAAUCGGAACCGAAACAUUGUUGUCACGAGCCUGUUUCAUAAAAAGAUUCCGUGUAAUGGCUCUUAAAAAAAAAAAAGACAAAACUUCUCGUCACACUUGCUUCACGCGGAGGUGCCGGAUUGGAACCAUAACCACAUCAGAGCCAGAAUCAAGCCAACAUUUAUCCGUAUUCCAAACAACUCAGCAAAGCCGGACAUUGUUACAACUGUGCGCACUUUCACACAGUAAUCAGAUCAUUAAAGGAUGACGGUGAUAAUGGCUUUCAAUCCAACAGGGCAGGAGCACCCGUCCCGGCGGUCCCUUUUGAACAGACUUGUUGAAACUACCAAUCUCGGUGGAAAAUUCUGUGCCGCUGCUGUUCACACAGAACCCAGCAAAGACUCGAUUAGGGAAGAUGUCGGACAGCGGCAAUUUGCUGGGAGAUGUGAGCGUCUGGUGUUACACUUCACACCUCGGACUUUGUUCCCCUUCACGCACGGUGCUCAUACCGCAUUUUUUUGCCUUCAAAUCUGCCGUUUACAUGAAGAAACGGCACCCCGGGGCGGUAAUAUUCCGACCUGGGCGAAAGGGGGUUACUGUGAUGGCAUUUCCUGGGAGUGUCCCAUCUGCUUAUUGGCUGGCGCGUGUGCGUGUGUGAAAUGGUUACAAUGUGAAAUCCUCAGCUCGGAGAUGCGUUCAGGGCCUCUCUGAAAAAGUUUGCCGGGAUGUUUUGUGUCAACUGACCAGGGGUGCGCCACCUACAGUAUGGAUGAAUGAUCACAGAAAAAUAAAAUAUAACAAUCAUUUUUUUCAGAGAAAAUAAUGAAUGGACCUCGGACACUCCUGGUUUAGCGUGGGCGCGUGUGUGUGUGUGUGUGUGUGUGGGUAAAAACGAUUUGCGAAUACAAAGGCUGCUUGUCUGCCAUUUUGUAUGUAAAUUAUUUAUUUUUGUAGAUUUUGAGCUCUCCUGUCACACAAUUUAUACUGAAGCAAAAUAAUAAUAAAACAAAACACUGAAACACACAA
Molecule: messenger RNA, 3306 nt
Organism: Phyllopteryx taeniolatus (common seadragon)
Lineage: Eukaryota; Metazoa; Chordata; Actinopteri; Syngnathiformes; Syngnathidae
Gene: ippk
Product: inositol 1,3,4,5,6-pentakisphosphate 2-kinase
Exons: 13
Coding region: 333-1751 (472 amino acids)
Biological process (GO): inositol phosphate biosynthetic process
Cellular component (GO): nucleus
Molecular function (GO): inositol-1,3,4,5,6-pentakisphosphate 2-kinase activity; ATP binding
Source: RefSeq, a predicted model, not a curated record